AUCGCCUUUGUUUUGCCAUUCUCUACAGCAGACCAAAGAGUGCAUCAAAUGUACAUUAUUUCUGCAUAGAUAAUGAACUUGAAUAUGAGAACUUCUACGCAGAUUUUGGACCACUUAAUUUGGCAAUGGUUUACAGAUACUGUUGCAAGAUAAAUAAGAAAUUAAAGUCCAUUACAAUGUUAAGGAAGAAAAUUAUUCACUUUACUGGCUCUGAUCAGAGAAAACAAGCGAACGCUGCGUUCCUGGUGGGCUGUUACAUGGUUAUAUAUUUGGGGAGAACUCCAGAAGAAGCAUAUAGAAUAUUAAUCUACGGAGAUACAUCCUAUAUUCCAUUCAGAGAUGCUGCUUAUGGAAGCUGCAAUUUCUACAUUACCCUUCUCGACUGUUUUCAUGCAGUGAAGAAGGCAAUGCAGUAUGGCUUCCUUAAUUUCAACUCAUUUAACCUUGAUGAAUAUGAACACUAUGAAAAAGCAGAAAAUGGAGAUUUAAAUUGGAUAAUACCAGACCGAUUUAUUGCCUUCUGUGGGCCUCAUUCAAGAUCCAGACUUGAAAGUGGUUACCACCAACAUUCUCCCGAGACUUACAUUCCGUAUUUUAAGAGUCACAACGUCACUACCAUUAUUCGUCUGAAUAAAAGGAUGUAUGAUGCAAAACGCUUUACGGAUGCUGGUUUCGAUCACCACGAUCUUUUCUUUGCGGAUGGCAGCACCCCUACUGAUGCCAUUGUCAAAGAAUUUCUGGAUAUUUGUGAAAAUGCUGAGGGUGCCAUUGCAGUUCAUUGUAAAGCUGGCCUUGGGCGGACGGGCACGCUGAUCGCCUGCUACAUCAUGAAGCACUACAGGAUGUCAGCGGCCGAGACCAUCGCGUGGGUCCGCAUCUGUAGACCAGGCUCCGUGAUUGGGCCUCAGCAGCAGUUUCUGGUGAUGAAACAAGCAAGCCUCUGGCUGGAAGGUGACUAUUUUCGUCAGAAGUUAAGGGUACAGGAGAGUGGACAACACAGAGCAGCCUUCUCCAAACUCCUCUUGGGUGUCGAUGACAUUUCAAUAAAUGGAGUCAAGAAUCCAGACAAGCCAGAACCUGAACCGUACAGUGAUGACGACGAAGUCAAUGGCGUGACACAAGGUGAUAGACUGCGGGCCCUGAAAAGCAGAAGACAAUCAAAAACAAACGCUAUUCCCCUCACAUGUCCCCUAGCUGUGCUGGCCUCUGCGCUGUGUAGUGUUGUCAUCUGGUGGAUUGUGUGUGACUACAUCCUCCCCAUCCUGCUAUUCUGUCUCGAUGGUCUCGGCACACAGUAGCCCUCAGGACCCUUUGACAGAUAGCUGCUGUUCCCUCCGUUUCACGGACUAAAACUGUCUUGCGUUAAGUAAAAACCCACGACCGGAACUGAAGGAAGACUCUAGAAUGGAAGACAACGACAGGACCUAGCACAAUUGAUUUGAAAACCAAACACAGUUGCAAAAGCCUUAGUUGCUUUCCACCUAAGAAGUAUAUUCGACGAAGAAACUGUCCACCGGCGUUAUAAUCACUGAGUCUGGGUGCAAGCGAUUGACUUGAAGAAGGGCCCAACUCCUUUCCAGAAUUAUCUCGAGUGUAACAACAAAAGAAUCUGUUGUAAAUUGAGUCUCAGGUGUACAUAUCCAUGCCCUCUGUUCUCAAGAGAGCUGGCCAGUGUGUGGCACAUGUGUGUCCAUGUGAUGACAAUCAUUUUAGCUGCUGGCCUUCAGAAGAAUUGAGGAUCUGAUGGAGGUUUUUUACGUAUUUAUUUUCUGUUCACUCUGUGUCAAAGUUUAUAAGACAAAACAGGCAUUACUGAACGGUACUUUCUGUAAUUUGAUACUAUUUGGUGUAGUUCAUCUUCACUUGACUGUUUGUCAUACUGUUGUCAUGUUAACCCCGUUAAAGUACCCAAGCUGCUCGUCUUCCACCAAAGAGUGCUUUAUAUUACGAGAACCUGUGAAAACCACAUCCAAACACUGUCGCAUGUUGUGUAAUACAAAGUGGUACUUUGAUAACCUAAAACUUUGAGAGAAUCUUAAUGGUAGCUUUAGCAGACCGAGGAGGAGAAACUGGCUUCAGAGUUGGAUGAUGAUGGCAAGUCAUUCCUUUUUAUGUCAUUUAGAAGAAUUGCAAGGUUGCCUAUUUUUCCAUUUUCCACUCAUACAAAUGAAAAUGUUUCCUUUCCUACAUAGGGAGAAAAACUGUUUGUUUUCCUUGCUUGGAAACAACAGUCCCAAGUAAUGGUGGCUUUAAAAAAGGAGUCACUGCUUCUUUUAGAGUCUUUCUCUGUCGCAUAGUGGAUUUUCUUUUUUUUCCUUUUGUGACCAGGAUCAGGCUAUUGGCACCCUCUUUGAUGUCAGUGACAAUUGUUCGUGUCUGGAUUUUAGUUGUUGGUAGUAAGAGAACUCACUGUUGCCUUGGGUUAGAAAAUAUAACUAGUAACUAAUUUUGUAGAGUGCCUUCUUCCCUCGGCCCUUCUAAAAACAGCAGAGUCUGUGAUACAAAGCAAUCACAAAAUCAGAAUUUCUGUGCUGCUUUAAAAAAAAAAAUGGGCCCCAAAUAAAACGAUAUUUUGCA
Molecule: messenger RNA, 2577 nt
Organism: Tupaia belangeri chinensis (Chinese tree shrew)
Lineage: Eukaryota; Metazoa; Chordata; Mammalia; Scandentia; Tupaiidae
Gene: CDC14B
Product: cell division cycle 14B
Biological process (GO): protein dephosphorylation
Source: RefSeq, a predicted model, not a curated record